This is a messenger RNA of Chelonia mydas (Green sea turtle), 4084 nucleotides long. RefSeq names its product transmembrane protease serine 11C. Gene Ontology annotation, molecular function: serine-type endopeptidase activity. Gene Ontology annotation, biological process: proteolysis. The transcript has 8 exons. The record is from RefSeq and is a predicted model, not a curated record. Bases 62 to 1261 code for a protein of 399 amino acids. NCBI's taxonomy places the organism in Eukaryota, Metazoa, Chordata, Testudines, Cheloniidae.
UAUCUCCAAAUGGUAACCUAGGCAUUGACCAUUCCUUCUCUCUCCCUCUAUAGAUCAGGAUAUGUACUUUUACAAUGGGACCUUUAAAAUCACUAAUGUCCAGUACAACCGUGAGUUUGACAAGCACACCUCAAAAGAAUACAGAGACCUGAGCACAAGCAUCGAGAUGCUGGUGACCAAUACAUUUCGAGCCUCCAUUUUCAAUAAGAAAUACAUCAGGUCCCAUGUCGUCAACCUGCGCCCAGACGCCAGCGGAGUGGUGGUAGAGCUUGUGCUGAUCUUUGAAUUCGCUUCAAAUGAUAACAGAAAGGCCUUCUCGGAAAGAAUCAAGAGCAUUUUGCUUAGGCGGCUGCAGACAAACACAGGGGGCUUGGAAAUUGACCUCUCGACUUUUAAACUCUCAGGCAAGUUUCUUGAGCUUUCCCUUUUCUCCUUGAUUUUGCUGCUCAGGCCAUCCCUUUCCUCUGUGCAAUUGAUGAAGAAGGAAAAUGGAGAACACCUUUUCAACAACUGUUGUGGGAUACGAACAAGUAAAUCGCUUUCCUACACAAACAGAAUAACGGGAGGCAUCUCUGCCCAGGUUGGCGAGUGGCCAUGGCAGGCUAGUCUUCAGCUGAGCGGUAUCCACCGCUGCGGUGCAACGCUGAUCAGUAACACGUGGCUUAUAACUGCAGCUCACUGCUUUAGAGGACAACAGAAUCCCAGUAGGUGGACGGCUAGCUUUGGAACUGUCAUAAGACCUCCACAUAGCAGAAGAUCCAUCCGCAACAUCAUCGUUCAUGAAAAAUACACUGAUGCCGUUCAAACCCACAAUUAUGACAUCGCUGUUGUGCAGCUCUCCUCCCCCGUGGAAUUUACAAAUGUCAUACGCAUGGUCUGUCUCCCCGAGGAAUUUUACGUCUUCCCACAUAACACUACCUGCUUUGUCACGGGAUGGGGCGCUUUACAGAAUGAAGGUUCAAGCAUUAAUAAUCUCCGGCAAGCGGAAGUGAAGAUCAUAGACACGAACAUUUGCAAUAGAGCAGAAGUGUACAAUGGGGCCAUCGCACCUGGGAUGGUGUGUGCUGGAUACUUGGAGGGGGAAAUAGAUGCUUGCCAGGGUGAUUCUGGUGGCCCUCUGGUCACUGAAGAUAGAAGAGGAGUCUGGUUCCUUGUUGGAAUAGUGAGCUGGGGAGACGAAUGUGCUAAAAAAAAUAAACCUGGCGUCUACACACGAGUGACUUACUAUCGGGAUUGGAUCGCCGCAAAAACUGGCCUCUGAAGGAGUCACAAGUGGGUUAAACUGCACAGGCUGGGUACACAAGCCAGGAACUCCAAAACACUCUUUACCAGUCUAUGCUUCGUUUACUGUCCAAAGCAAGCGCCGGCUUAGCUUGUGGUGACAUUCCUACCGCUCAGUGACUCAUCUCUGAACUGAAUUGCUCUGGCCUGUCGAAGGAGAGGAACAGACUCAAUCAAACUUGCACAAGGAGCACAAACUGCUGACUGAUUUACCACUUAGGAAAGUGUAUCUACUGCUUCCAGGAAAGGCAGGUUAUUCUGCAUCCUCAGCCCAGGACUGAGAAUAACCCUGCUUUCCACCCUCUGUGCUACACACCUCCUGCUGGGAUCAGAUGACUUGGCCAUGGUUUUCCUAGCUGAGCAAAACGCCCCCUUGGUUGGAGCCCAUCGGCGCAAAUCGUCAGUCACCUGGACAGGUUGUGAUUGAUCCACAGCAUUUCCCUCCAGUUGCCGAGUGCCUGGCCUCCUGCAUUACUCCACCACAGGGGUGGAAAUCAACCAAAGUUUACUCCAUGGCAGCACAGGGCAUUAGCAGUAGGCCACAGCACUUGACUUUAAACAGCACCGUCCCUACUGGCGCCAGAAGCCUGUUCGAACCAAAGGCAGGUAGGGCUGUCUUCUCCUGCCGCACUACAUGGGGCUGUGUCACUGAGCACGUUCUGUUGGAGGUACUCAACGGAUGGCCAGGGAGGCCACUUGUGAACUGGGUUAUGCCACACACAGAAAUCCUUGGCCAGUGUGUAAUUAACACACAGAACUUCCCACCAGCAAAAAGGAACACCCACCUCCAAUGUGGCUGAACUUCCUGGGGGAGGAGCUUUGACCCAGGAGACCGUACUUAUUGAUCAUGUGCAUCACAGUAGUGCCCAAGAGCCAACCAAGAAUAGCAGACAGUCCCUGCCCCAAAGCGCUCACAGUCUAAAUAACCUCUUAGCUUCUACUUUGCUUCCUGAUGGGGUGGAGGGAGGAGAGUCUGUAACCCAUUGCUGGGCAUGAAUUGGGAUACAGGCCAGUCCUUGCACUCCUCAUCUCAAACAGCCGUUUCUCCUGUGCCUUUUAAAACCCCCUAAUCCUCUGCUUCUCACUACUGUGGAGCAGUUCUGCUACUGCGAGGCUCUAUGUGCAGGUGUGUCAAGCACACGUGCUCUGCACUGGGCAUCCGGUGAAUCCCCCAUAUUUUCCCCAGUGUCUCACCUUAACUCUGCCCCCUGGGGAGCUGAGCAGCCCUGUCACUUGCUAGAUAGCCGACAAGUUGCUAGAUCAAUGACGUCCCACCUCCAACCGUCAGUAAUAUACACCAGAGGAGAGAGAAAUCAACAGAGGAAAUGCUGGGUUGCUGACAGCUGCAUCCAGUCCAGUGCUACCAGUCUCAGCUACCUCAUACACCAGCCAAAAAAAAACAACCUUCAGCCUAUCCUUGGAAGAUCUGGGGUCAAUGAAGCCAUCACCGCACACAAUCUCUCAUCACCAAUAAACCUCCUAUCUGCUCUUACCACUGGCACUUUAAUGCAUUUCUAGGUUGAUGUCUCUCAUGCAACACAGUGCCCUUGAGCUCCAGUAAGAGGCUCUGCUGUAUUUCAGGGCUCUGUUUUAUGUAGUAUAUGAAAACCAGCAUCUAUGAGGGUGCCUACUCAUUUUGUUCAGCCCAGCGAGCAGAACAGUCACUGUAGCAGAAUUUAGCUUCAUAAACAUACUGCAUAAUACAUAGGGCGAGACACAAAGGGCAAAUCUGAUUCUUCUGGUGAUAAGUCAUCUUUCUAGGAAGGCGAUCUAAUCUGUGAAUCUACUUAUAGAGAACCCCCUAUGCAAGCGAUUGUGAACUAGUUGGCAAAGUACUUUGGGCUGAGAUUUUCAAGGGGUCUAAAGGAUUUGGGCACCCAAAUCCCACUGAAUUUCAAUGACAUACCUAACUCCCUUAGGCUCUCUUCGGCCUUAGUGCUGAUUGUGCCAAGAAAUCAGGUAACCGGCUGUCUAAAUGGGCUAAUUUACCUCCAUAAUUUUGCACUUGCAGUUGAUUGUUGGUGCAAAAUCAGAGGCUGGGUUGCGACCCUUUGAAAACCAGGCCCUUAUAUUUCAUAUUUAAUAACAGGUUGAACUGGAAACCAUUCUAGAAGGUCAUAUACAAGGCUGAAAAGGUUAACGCCAACAAUUUCAAAAGGUGCCACUAACUUAGGGUGCCCAAGCUGAGACCCCCCUAGGGCCUAAUUUUCAUUAGUGCUGCGUGCCCACAGCUCCAGCUGAAGUCAGUAGGGCCUGCGAAAGUUGAAUCCUCUCAAGAUGGGCACCAAAAGACUGAAGCACCCAAAAUCAGUCGUCUUAAUGACCGGUCCCUGUCAUAUAGCGAGAGCAGUGGGUUUAAUCCUACUCCCACGGAUCUAAUGUUACCGGGAUCGGAGUCUAUCCACUCAAUCCUGGAAAGACUAAUGCAAGCACAUGCUUAAUGCUGUGCACUGAGGGAAGCCCUGUUGAAGUCAAUGGGACUAGUCACAGAGCAUAACACUGAGCAAGUGAGUAAGUCUUUGCAGGACCAGGUCCCUUGUAUGCAAUCCCGUUUUUGGAGGAAAGGUGGCAUUUUAGUUCUUACAGAAAUUUUCCCUGUGAGACAGUGCAGAAAACAAAAGCAGCCCAAGGAGGCAACGUGUCCAUAAAAUUCAGGGACUUACUGACUAGCUGGGGUAACAGUUGGACUGUUUGCCUCCUAUUUCUCUCUAGCUGAUAAGUUCUUCCCUGUUUCUGAAGCCAGGGUCAGUGUCUGUCCUAGAACAGAGUGUGAGAAAAAAGGAAUCCAUGGCAGAACUAAAGA